Menidia menidia (Atlantic silverside) is the source of this 333-nucleotide messenger RNA. The record is from the annotation of a GenBank genome assembly. NCBI's taxonomy places the organism in Eukaryota, Metazoa, Chordata, Actinopteri, Atheriniformes, Atherinopsidae.
AUGGCGUCCUGCCCCCACCCCCCCCCCCACAGGAGGAGAGCCCUGAGGAUCUCCCCGGGCCUGGACCAGAUGGGCUCCCUGAACUGGGACCUGGCCCUGUGUCUGCUCCUGGCCUGGGUCAUGUGCUACUUCUGCAUCUGGAAGGGGGUGAAAUCCACCGGGAAGGUGGUCUACUUCACCGCCACCUUCCCGUACCUGAUGCUGAUCGUGCUGCUGAUCAGAGGCCUCACGCUGCCGGGGGCCGCCAUCGGGAUCAAGUUCUACCUUUACCCCGACCUGGGGAGGCUGGCCGACCCACAGACACUAGGAGGCCGAGACGCCAUCGAUAAUUAA